Messenger RNA from Sporisorium graminicola, 1749 nucleotides. RefSeq lists its product as uncharacterized. NCBI's taxonomy places the organism in Eukaryota, Fungi, Basidiomycota, Ustilaginomycetes, Ustilaginales, Ustilaginaceae. The record is from RefSeq and is a predicted model, not a curated record. Bases 1 to 1749 code for a protein of 582 amino acids. The transcript has a single exon.
AUGCCAGCGUCCACGGUACACCUCGUCAUCAUCCACCACGGUCUUUGGGGCACCCCAGCCAACACGGAAUACCUCACCACCACCCUUGCCAAACACCACGGAGGCACUGUCUCGCCUGCCUGCACACUCACACCGCCGGAAUCAGCUUCAACGAUUGCGGUGCAUGCCGAGACGCACCCGAACGCCGCACGCGAGGAUGUGCGCAUGGUGGUGCUGAACAGCGAGGUGAACUCGGGCGACCACACGUACGACGGCAUCGACUGGUGUGGUGAGCGGUUGGUCAAGGAUGUCUAUCGGGAGGUAGGGAGGAUCGAGCGUGAGGAGGGGGCGGUGGUGGCGAGGUGCAGCUUGAUAGGGUAUAGUUUGGGCGGCUUGGUGAUACGGUACGCUGCCGGGGUGAUGUAUGCGGAUGGGUUCUUUGCGGAGGAGGAGCGGAAAGGCGGGAAAGAAUUGGGGUUCAGGUCGAGACCGGUCGCGGCGAGUUUGUCGACGAUCGCGACGCCGCAUUUGGGGGUGACGUUGACCGGGUCGACGUUCAGCAAAGUGGCGGCUAGAGUGGGCAGCUCGAACCUGGGCCGCACGGGCAAGCAGCUGUAUCUGGCGGAUCGUGGGUGGAUUCCUCCAUCCACCAGCACUUUCACUAGAGAAGGUGGAGCGGUCACGAACGACAAAUCGAAUGGCCAAGAUGCAGGGCUGUGCCUGGUCGAAGCGCUCUCCGACCCGCGCUUCACCUUCAUCGCCGCGCUGCGCCUCUUCCAGCGCAUCGACAUCUACGCCAACGCCGUCGCGGACCUCACCGUAUCCUAUCGCACCGCAGCCUUCGAAACGCACGACCCCUUCCUCGCUCCCGACCGCCUUUCGCUCGAGCGCGAUCCGGACCACCCGCCCCUCCUCGUCUCGUACUCCGCCAUCACCACCCCUGCGCGUACCAAGUCGUUCUGGCGCAAGGUAGCCUCCCAACUGUCCCCAAACAACCUGCCGUGGAUGCUGAACCCGCAGCGGUUUCCGUUCCGGUUCCCGCUGAACUACGUGGCGCUCGUGUGCCUGCCCGUGCUGCUGCCGGUCAUGGUUGGACUGGUGCUGCACAAGUUGCGCUCGGAUAGCAAGGUGAGCAACCGGAGGGUGGAGGAGUUUGAGCGCGUGUGGGCCGAGGAGAACGGGUUGCUGCUGCCUGCCGUCGCCGCCGUCGAUGCGGGUGGUAAUGGUGCGGGCGGCGAGGACGCGGACUCGUUGGCUUCGAGCAAGCGGCUCAAGCAGGGUCUGCGCAAGAACGACGCCAAGUCAAAGGUCACCACGGUGGAUAAAGCAACAAGGAGCGAGUGGGAGCGCAAGCGGAUCAGCAACUUACUCGCUGCCGUCGAAGCCGAAGCGGAAGAAGCUCUCCGAGAGGUCGGCGAGGAUUACGUCGCCACCUCUGCUCCUUUUUCCCCUUCCUCCCUCUCCACCAACGAUGAUAACGAUGACGACACAGGCCGCUACACUCUCAAGCCCAACACCCCCACGCGCUGCCUCUGCGACCCCAGCUCCCUCCCCAUCGCGCGCGACGAAUACCCGCUGCUAGACAUCCAACACCGCAUCGUCGCCAACCUCAACAACCGCGCACUGCUGCCCCAGGUCCAGAAACACCUGGCCCAUUUCGACGACGUCCUCAACGCCCACGCCGUCAUCAUCGUGCGUACGGUCACCAUGGAGAUGCACAAGAAAGGCAUCCCACUCAUCAAGGCGUUCGUGCAGCGCUUUGGCCUCUGA